Molecule: messenger RNA, 426 nt
Organism: Ceraceosorus bombacis
Lineage: Eukaryota; Fungi; Basidiomycota; Exobasidiomycetes; Ceraceosorales; Ceraceosoraceae
Source: the annotation of a GenBank genome assembly
CUGCGCUGAACUGCUGUUACAGUACCGCACAAAAGGUGAUUGCCCCGCACCCCAUCAUAUGCAGGGGGACCAAAGAGAGAAGAGAUGCGAGAUCGACAGGCAGCUUUCAGCAGCGGUGGGGGAGAUCGAUCCACGAUCGUGACUCGUGACUCCAACUGUGGCUGCUGCCACACGGCCACGCUUGAUCAUGACCAGCUUCGAGCAAUCGUAAUCGAAUCCAAAUCACUCGACCCUCUUCUUGUCUCGCCAUUCCUCACUCUCCAGUGACUGCGUCUCGUGCGGCGAUCACGGAUGUAUGCUGCGUGCGCCUCGCCUCAAUUCCUCCCCUUCACAGCCACCCGCUUUUGGACGGGAUCAAUCGUUUAUCCCGCCCGAUUACUGCUUCGCCUCUUGACGCAGUCCACCACAGCCAUCCGCAAGUCAAGU